UGCCGUACGACGUGGAACGUCGUCGACGACGUUAAGGCCGACCGUCGCCGCGUCAAUAUCGGUCUUUCUUGUCGCCUAGGCCGUUCGGUUACAAAAUCGCAAUCGGUAACUGUUAUGUGACCAGAUGCUUGAUUCUCCGUGUUCACUGUAAUUUGGUUGCAUGAGGUCACCGAAAAAAGAACCCAAGUUGAAGCAGGUGCAUACCAUAGUUGUGAUUAAUAAGAUGACCUUAAACCCCUAAUUAAAGUAAAUGUGCGAACGUAAGCUGACACAACGUUUGUUAUUGGGUGAAGUGAGUUCAGAUCCAGUGCUCCACCUUCCCCUCCACGGAACAAAUAGUUAAUAGAUUUGAGCAAACAAACGAGGGCAAGCCAAUUUACAAUGAGAACGGAGAUGACAGGCUCAGGUGAAGUGUUUUUGGGGAGCAAUUACUACGAAGACGGUGAAACCGUAAAAACAGCAGCCAUCCAAGGAAAAACAGUCUGUGCUCACAUUGCGAGAGGGGGUAAAAAGUGAAUAAGUUUAGUGAAGUUGAAAAUCAAAUGUUACAUAAAGUGCUGGUACCGAUCCGUACCAAUCCGUCGGCCCGCCGUUGUCGCUGAUCGAUUCCCUGAGUGGUGUUUUUAAGAGCACGCACCGUCCAUCGCUGGUUAACGGUGGUCGGAAGCUACAGAAAAACAAAAUUGUACUGGAAAAGCAUAACAGGCCCAUUUCGGCUGCUACGAGUGUUUUAGUUUUGUUUCUCCUUGUCUGUGUUUAAUGCCGUCGUCUUUUCAGCAGGCAACUGUGAGAGAAGUUGUGAAUAGUUAGCUGUCUGACGAUAUAAUCAUCACUAUCGGAGAGUAGAUGAGACAGCAGGGCAGCAAAUGUAUGUGUGCAAUUAUUACAAGUCACCUUUACCUACUUAAAUGCGGUCGAACAACUACCGCCAGCAACGAGAUCGAACCCAACAGUUGAACCACGUUCAACAACAGAUCAGCUGCUACGAGAUAGGAUUCGCAUUCGUCCACUGGCACUCCUAAUGGAAGGGCGUUUGGUGCCACGGUUCGUUCCACCAUUCGAGCACUGGCUGUGGGUACCACCAAUCAAAUCGAGGCCACCGUGCCUCAUCACUGAUCAGGGUGACCGCCACCAACGGUUGUGUCCCAGGGAAAACCCGGAAGUCGACCAUUUAGUUCCGUUCCAGUGCACUCGAUAAAAGUGAGCUGUCGACACUUUUUUUUUCUUGUCCCCCAGUGUGCGAUCAAGAUUGAGUGAACUUGAAAUAGCCUAAAACUUCGCCGGAAAACCGUACCUUUCGCAAUCUCUAGUGCCACAUAGAAAAUAGAAGCGAGUGCGGGAAAAAUGAAGAGGAAAAAAUACGCUCGUUGCCAAAGUGUGUUGUGUUCCGCAGCCAUGUGUACCUAGUGAGUAAGAUUAUGCUGCCACCGUUUUAAUUAGGAUGAAAAUAAAGAGAAUGUCUGAAGUGGAAAAACAGCAGUUUUGAUAUAUGAAAAAAUAUUAGUUACUUUUGUUGUGGUUUAUCAUUUCGGUGAAGAGUGAUGUGAAAUAAAGUGAAUCAAUAUCAAAAUUACACAAAAAAAGAACCUGUUCGUCCCUCAAGUGUCUUUACAAGUGUCCUUCACUUUACGAAUAAGUUUAUAUUUACCAGGCAAAAAAUUAUGUAGUUAGUGUUUUAGUAAAUACAUAACAGUAGCGAGAAAACCGGGGCCAAAUUUCACCGCAAAUUAGCAAACAAGCCACAACAGAAUCGAAACAGAAAAACAAACAGUGAUUCUAGAUUAAGUAACUGAGAAGAUAAACAUCACUGAAGAUAAUUACACUCGAGGAACGUCGAUUGCCGUGAUCAUUCUCAUUAGUACCCAGCGAUAUAACAAAAUAAAACGGAUAGUAGAAGUAGCCGUCUUCACGGAGACGUGGCGAGGAAAAACACCGAGUUACACGUCCCUCGGCUCCAUGGCCACCAUGGGCAAGAACAACAAGACAACUGAUAAACAACAAAAUGAACGUAGGAUACGAGCCAACGAUAGAGAGUAUAAUACACAAUUCAAAUACGCGAGUAACUACAUCAAAACGUCCAAAUAUACCGUUCUAACGUUUCUGCCUUUGAAUCUGCUGGAGCAGUUUCAGCGUCUUGCCAAUUUUUAUUUUUUAUGCCUGCUGAUCCUACAGCUGAUACCGGCGAUCUCUUCGCUGACUCCGGUCACGACCGCCAUCCCACUCAUCGGGGUGCUCAUGCUGACGGCCGUCAAGGAUGCAUACGAUGAUUUUCAACGCCAUAUGUCCGACUCCCAGGUCAACAAUCGCCGCUCGAAAACACUUCGCCACGGGAAGCUCGUGGAUGAGAAGUGGUCCGGUGUGCAGGUCGGCGAUAUUAUCCGAAUGGAUAACGACCAGUUUGUGGCGGCGGAUAUUCUGCUACUGUCAUCGAGCGAACCCAACGGGCUGUGCUUCAUUGAAACGGCUGAGCUGGACGGAGAAACGAACCUCAAGUGCAAACAGUGCCUCGUGGAAACGGCGGUCAUGGGUGAACAGGAGGAUCUGCUGUGGAAGUUCAACGGGGAGAUUGUGUGCGAACCGCCGAACAAUCUGCUGAACAAGUUUGACGGCAACCUGAGCUGGAAGAAUCAGCGCUACCCGCUGGACAACGACAAAAUCCUACUGAGAGGAUGCAUCAUUCGGAAUACCCAAUGGUGCUAUGGAGUGGUGAUCUUCGCCGGCAAGGACACUAAGCUGAUGCAGAACUCGGGGAAAACCACAUUCAAGCGGACCACCAUCGAUAGGCUAUUGAAUUUUAUAAUAAUAGGGAUAGUGUUCUUUCUUCUGUCCAUCUGUGGAUUUUGCACGAUAGCGUCCGCGAUAUGGGAAGCGAUCGUGGGCUAUAAAUUUCAAAUUUAUCUGCCAUGGGAAAAUAUAAUUCCGAAGGAUUACCUACAGGGUGCAACCAUCAUCGGAUGUCUAGUCUUUUUUUCCUAUGCAAUAGUACUGAAUACAGUGGUGCCAAUUUCGUUAUAUGUUUCAGUAGAGGUAAUACGUUUCGCGCAAUCAUUCCUGAUCAACUGGGACGAGAAGAUGUACUAUGAGAAGUCGAAAACGCACGCUAAAGCGCGAACGACAACCUUGAACGAGGAGCUCGGUCAAAUCCAGUACAUAUUCUCCGACAAGACGGGAACACUUACGCAGAACAUUAUGACGUUCAACAAGUGCAGCAUAGCUGGACGGGCAUACGGAGAUGUGAUAGAUCUGAGGACCGGCGAGACUGUCGAGGUAUCCGAGCCUACAUACAACAGUACCACAUCGCUUUUACCAAACGCCGAUGAAUCACCCGGUCGCAGCACACCUCAACCAUGCUCAGCCUAUACCAUCAACACGAACACCAACUCUCCCACCACUACCACCGCUAGUAUAACAACGCUCAAAACUGCAACAAACUACGACUAUCAGUCCACACAGCCGCCACCAGAACAGUCAGUCAGUCUCACCGCAAACAAUAGCAAAGAACUCAGUAAUACCACAACCGCAACUACCACUAGGAAGCAUUCAGCGUCACUUCAUGUUAGAUUCAGCCAGUACAGUAAUUGCCACGAGAGGAACCCGACGUCCGUCCUCGCGAAAACUCCCGACAGCAACGCUUCCCGUCACUAUUUUCCUGUGUAUGCAAACCUAACAACCACUACCACAACUCAUCAGAAAGAUACUACCGCGAAGCUAGACAACACUACAACGACCUCCACAACGACGACGAUCUCGACAACCACUGAGCCACCUAGCGGGAGUAAUACGCAAGGAGUGCAUGUCACUGAACCAGUGGAUUUCUCCUUCAAUCCGGAAUACGAGCCAGAUUUCCGAUGGUACGACCAGAGCCUGGUGGAUGCGGUUCGGGCGGACGAGCAACACGCUCACAGUUUCUUUCGUCUACUGGCACUCUGCCAUACGGUAAUGCCAGAGGAAAAAAAUGGAAGAUUGGAGUACCAGGCACAAAGCCCCGACGAAGCGGCCCUCGUUUCGGCGGCCAGAAAUUUUGGGUUUGUUUUCAGAUCGAGAGCACCUAAUAGUAUAACCAUCGAAGUGAUGGGUCGAACGGAGGAAUAUGAACUGUUAAGUAUUUUAGAUUUUAAUAAUGUUAGGAAGCGGAUGUCGGUGAUAUUACGGCGGAAUGACAGCAUAAUAUUAUACUGCAAAGGUGCCGAUAGUGUGAUAUAUGAUAGGUUAGGAACUAAUCAGCAGAGCAUGAAGACGAGAACUCAGGAGCAUUUGAACAAAUUCGCCGGCGAAGGCCUCCGAACGCUAGUGUUGGCUGAGCGGCGAUUGACGAAAGAGUUUUUCGACGCGUGGUUGAUGCGACAAAGAGAAGCUGCCCUAUCGCUGGACGGUAGAGAAGACAAAUUAGGUGCAAUCUAUGACGAAAUCGAGUGUGAUAUGCAGCUCAUCGGGGUAACUGCAAUAGAGGACAAACUCCAGGACGGAGUGCCACAGACGAUCGCGAAUCUACAAAUGGCGGGAAUCAAAAUCUGGGUGCUGACGGGGGAUAAACAAGAAACGGCAAUCAACAUCGGAUACUCAUGCCAACUGCUGACGGACGACAUGGUUGACGUGUUCAUAAUUGACGGUCUUUCACAACUGGAAGUCGAGCAACAGCUACGACGAUACAUGGAAUCCCUGCGUAUUGUGAAUACCUACCAUCCAACAACUCUGCCGAAAGCAACCCUUAACCAAACUAGCGGACUGACGGGCACAACAACGGCCAAUGGCGGUAACCGGGGGAGUACAGGGUCAAUGAUCGAAAUCCAGAGCUCGUCACCUCCGUCGGUAUCGGUGGUGACCUUUAGGUGGGAUAAUAGACAUAAAUAUACAAGUAUAGGAGGAAGCGAGGAGGCGCCGGACAGCGUUAACUGUAGCAACAAUACAGACGGGCUGGGCAAGGCCGAUUCGUCGCUGGUCGACAUCGACGACAGUGCCGGGGUCGCUCUGGUCAUCAACGGCCACUCGUUGGUACACUGCCUGACGAGCGAACUGGAAUCAAAGUUCCUAGAGAUCGCUUCGCACUGUAAAGCGGUGAUCUGUUGCCGGGUCACUCCGCUGCAGAAGGCAAUGGUAGUCGAGUUAAUCAAGCGGUCCAAGAACGCAGUUACGCUGGCCAUCGGGGACGGAGCCAAUGAUGUUUCGAUGAUAAAAGCUGCUCACAUUGGGGUUGGUAUCUCGGGCCAGGAAGGUAUGCAAGCGGUAUUAGCUAGCGAUUACUCGAUAGCCCAGUUCAAAUUCCUUGAAAGACUGCUACUGGUGCACGGGCGCUGGUCCUACUAUCGAAUGUGUAAAUUUCUUCGCUAUUUUUUCUACAAAAACUUUGCAUUCACUUUGUGCCAUUUUUGGUAUGCAUUUUUCUGCGGCUUUAGUGCUCAAACCGUGUUCGAUCCGAUGUUUAUAUCAGUAUACAAUCUGUUUUACACGUCGCUACCAGUAUUAGCGUUAGGUGUUUUCGAACAGGACGUGUCGGACAAAAAUAGCGUCGAAUAUCCGAAGUUGUACACGCCCGGAAUCACAAAUGCCUUAUUUAAUACAACCGAGUUUAUUCGGAGUGUCCUGCAUGGGAUUUUUAGUUCGCUGAUACUGUUCCUCAUACCUUACGGUACCUAUAAGGACGGGAUUUCCCCCGAUGGAUACGUGCUUAACGACCACAUGCUGCUGGGAUCUGUGGUAGCCACAAUCCUGAUAUUAGACAAUACGGCCCAGAUCGCUCUGGACACCUCGUACUGGACAGUGUUCAACCACAUCAUGAUCUGGGGCAGCUUGCUGUGGUACUUUUUUCUAGACUACUUCUACAACUACGUUAUCGGUGGGCCUUACGUGGGCUCGCUGACGCAAGCUAUGAAGGAGGCCACCUUCUGGUUCACAACAGUAUUGACGGUUAUCGUGCUCAUGGUGCCGGUGCUCGCCUCGCGGUUCUACUUUGUCGAUGUGUUCCCCAGUUUGUCGGACAAGAUCCGUGUCAAGCAACGAUUAGCUCAACUUCGCUCAAGACAAAGCAGUGAUGUUCUGCGGACUCCAUCGGCACGACGAGCGAGGAGAUCACUACGCUCGGGUUAUGCGUUCGCACAUCAGGAAGGUUUCGGUCGUCUCAUCACGUCCGGUAAAAUUAUGCGCAAGUUGCCACAAGACUUUGCCUUCCCGCUGGGACUUGGUAGCAAAAAACAGCAACAGGCGACCAUGGUAACCGACGGUGGUGGUGCCGGAGGAGGUGCUGCAGCGAUAGCAACUAAUAAGACCAACGCGACCAGUAAUGCCAACAGUAAUAUUAAUAACAACAACGCUAACAACGCGAAUAACAAUGCCAGUGGAAACCUUGCAAUCAACGGUAACCAAAUAACGACUCUGCCCGGAAGUUCCAACAGCGACCACAGUCCGCGGGCACCUUGUCAGGAUCUGGAUACGAUCAAUCUGUAGAUGAGCAAUGCAAGUAAGUCCCGGGGUCCCGAACCAACCUUCGGAAGUAAUUUCUGUGUUUCUAUUUAUUUUAUGUUCACUGUCGCUGAUGAUGAUGUUAGAUCGAUAUUUAUACAGCUUAUUUCGAUCAAUACUUCCAAAUGUUGUCUAAAAUUUUAUCCAGUAGUGAGCCUAAUGAUCGGAUGCAAAUAUUCGGAUGAGAUUACAAUUUUUAAGUACCAUCUUAAAGCCAAAAGACCUAAUUUACUAAUUUUGCUAAGAACUCAAUGUUUCUAUCGAAUCCGAAUUUCGGCCUUUGAUCAUCUAGCUCACACAAACGAACGAAAUCAAACACAAUUUCGGAAAAAGGAUGGACUAAAACAAUCGUAAUUCGUACCACUGUUGUCAUGUCAUAUCGUUUCUCUUAACAACUGUUAGCAAAUAGUUUUUAAACUGUAUUAUUGACAAACGAAAACCUUUACAACAAGAAGUAUAUUUUAAACGGGUUGGAAUCGAACAACUACACUGAGGAUACCGCCGUAAACCACAGAUGAUGGGGCGGUCGUCGGAGGCGUAACAAAACAAUACCGUGUGUAUUUUAGUGUGUAAGAAAAUUUUGCCUUCAUCAUUCGAAAGUCUCUCUUGAUAUACAUGUAAGCUACUGCAAUGUCAUGUUAACAACAGGCAAACAAAACUAACAAACUAUUAAGGACAAGACAAACAAGUAUGGGAAGUAACAAUAAUAGUUUAUAAAAGAGUCAUACACACGUAAAUUGAUACAUUUAGUAGUACCAAUUCUCAUCUACUACGUCGCGAAAAAAAAGGGAUUUAAACUUGUAACAUAACUUACAAACUUAACACUGACAAAGUAUGGUUAUCGUUAAAGAAAACACACCUUGUGAUCACACCAUGUAAAUGUUACGGUUCGAUGUACAUAUGUUUACGAUGAAGGCAGACAUUGGAAAAUAACACUCUAACCAUUGGAAAUAUGUCUUGAACCCUUAAGGGAAGAGCGUCGGUCAGAAGUAAAUUCAAUUAUAUUUAUGAAAAGAGAUGUGUCAGCUAGAUGGAAAUUUACCUUGGGCAGUCGACAAACCGUCUUUUGUUCAGCAUUAACAAGAAAGAAUACGCUUUAAUUUUGGGAACAAAUCAAUUACAAAGGAUAUGAGCAGGAUUUAAUCAGGGCGUAGAAGAAAACUCUAAAAAGAGACAAAAGAAAACAAAGUUGCCUUCUUGAUUUAAUCAAUCGUUACCAUCUUUUUAGCUGUAUUUAGUUUCGCAAGUGGCUAAGCUUAUUUCAACAGUAGCGGUAGUUACCAACAUAAGCAAAGAUGUAUAGAUGUAUUUUUGAACAGAAUGUAUUUAUAGUUUUAGCCUGAAAGAGAUCAAGUGACUAAGAUAAGUAUUGUUUUAUAUGGUAGGUUUUAUUUCGCGCUGUUUUUUUUGUUCGCUGCGAAUGUUACGUUCUAUUUGCUCCAUUUUGCUAGCUAACAGUUCGACGAAUAGGCUAACACAUUGUGGCGAUCAAUCACGGUUGGAAGCAAACAAUUCUUGAAGUCGGAUUCAAAUAAUCGGAAAUGAAACCAAAACUAAUUUUGCAUUCCUAUGAAAUGAAAGUGAUAAAAAAUACUGUAUGAGACGGAGAGUACGAGUUAAAAUAAAAUUCAAAUUGAGA
Toxorhynchites rutilus septentrionalis is the source of this 8095-nucleotide messenger RNA. RefSeq names its product phospholipid-transporting ATPase ID (gene ATP8B). The record is from RefSeq and is a predicted model, not a curated record. Gene Ontology annotation, molecular function: ATP hydrolysis activity; magnesium ion binding; ATP binding. The coding region runs from base 1957 to 6441 and encodes 1494 amino acids. The transcript is spliced from 23 exons. Gene Ontology annotation, cellular component: plasma membrane. Gene Ontology annotation, biological process: Golgi organization; phospholipid translocation. NCBI's taxonomy places the organism in Eukaryota, Metazoa, Arthropoda, Insecta, Diptera, Culicidae.